Molecule: messenger RNA, 2721 nt
Organism: Polypterus senegalus (gray bichir)
Lineage: Eukaryota; Metazoa; Chordata; Cladistia; Polypteriformes; Polypteridae
Product: gastrula zinc finger protein XlCGF26.1-like
Exons: 3
Coding region: 1-1779 (592 amino acids)
Biological process (GO): regulation of transcription by RNA polymerase II
Cellular component (GO): nucleus
Molecular function (GO): DNA-binding transcription activator activity, RNA polymerase II-specific; RNA polymerase II cis-regulatory region sequence-specific DNA binding
Source: RefSeq, a predicted model, not a curated record
AUGGCUGUAACUGUCAAAGAGGAGGAAUGUGAAUGGGAGUCUGUCCACCCUAAGCAAGAGAAUCUCAGCAUUAAGGGUGAAGAUUAUGAAGUGGGCUCAGUGGACAUUAAAGAAGAGGUCAAAAAGAAGUGUCGUCUGAGUCAUUACCGUCUGACACAAAGAGAACUGAGGAAAUAUUAUCUGUUAGAACUCGGGACGAUCAGCCGACAUCUUCAAAUUGGGCUGAAAGAAGAGACAAACUUCACUGCUGUUCUGAAUGUGGCAAACGAUUUUCAUCAUUUGAGAAAGCUUCGGAUUCACACAAGAAUUCACACUGGGGAGAAGCCGUACAUCUGUUCUGAAUGUGGCAAACGAUUCUGCCACAAGAGUUCUCUCCAUGGACACAAAAAAAUCCACACUGGAGAGAAGCCGUAUUGCUGUGCUGAAUGUGGCAAACAGUUUGCCGAAAGCAGAAGUCUGAAGAACCACACAAGAAUUCAUACUGGAGAAAAACCAUUUUGUUGUUUAGAAUGUGGAAAACUGUUUUCAGUGAAGAGCAGUCUUAAGAUACACACAAGAACUCAUACUGGAGAGAAGCCAUACUGCUGUUCUGAAUGUGGCAAAACAUUUCGUGACAGGGGUUCUCUUCGGUACCACACUAGAAAUCACACCGGAGGGGAGAUGUAUGGCUGUUCUGAAUGUGGCAAACAAUUCUCACAUAUCACCAGUCUUCAGAUUCACACCAGAAUUCAUACUGGAGAGAAGCCAUUUUGCUGUACACAAUGUGACAAACGAUUCUGUACCAGGAGUUCUCUUCAGAAACACACAAGACUUCAUACAGGACAGGAUCUGUAUUCCUGCUCUGAAUGUGGCAAACAGUUCUCAAGAAAGAGCUCUCUUCGGAAUCACAAAUUAAUUCAUACCGGAGAGAAGCCGUAUUCAUGUUCUGAAUGUGGGAAACGAUUUUCUUCAAGUAGCACUCUUCAGAACCACAAAAGAAUACACACUGGAGAAAAGCCAUAUUGCUGUUUGGAAUGUGGCAAACAGUUUUCUCAAAGAAACACUCUUCAGAGCCACACAAAAAUUCAUACAGGAGAUAAGCCGUUUUGUUGUUCAGAAUGUGGCAAGUGUUUUUCUGGAAGAAACACUCUUCAGGGCCAUAAAAGAAUUCAUACAGGGGAGAAGCCAUAUUGCUGUUCUGAAUGUGGUAAACAGUUUGCACAAAAGAACAGUCUUAGGAGGCACAAAAGAGUUCACACAGGAGAAAAGCCGUUUUGCUGUUCAGAAUGUGGUAAACAGUUUUCACUUAAGAGAGGUCUUCUGGAACACACAAAAAUCCAUACAGGAGAAAAGCCAUUUUCCUGUUCAGAAUGUGGCAAACAAUUUUCACAGAAGACCAAUCUUCAGAGCCACAUGAGAAUUCACACAAAAGAGAAGCCAUAUUCCUGUACUGAAUGUGGUAAGAAAUUUUCGGUGAAGAAGGUUCUUCUGGAACACACAAAUAUCCAUACGGGAGAGAAGCCGUUUUGCUGUUCGGAAUGUGGCCGGAGGUUUUCACAAAGGAGCAAUCUCCGGGGCCAUAAAAGAACUCACACAAAAGAGAAGCCUCAUUGUUGUUCUGAGUGUGGUAAACAAUUUUCAGUGAAGAAGGUUCUUCUGGAACAUAUAAGAAUUCAUACGGGAGAGAAGCCGUUUUGCUGUUCAGAAUGUGGCAAGCGGUUUUCACAAAGGAGCAAUUUUCUGACCCACAAAAGAGUUCACAGUGGCUCCACCACCACAAAGAGACAAGACCACACAUGAAAAUGAGAGAAUUGGACAGUUACCAGUGUUCAGUUGAAAAUGAAGAUGACCUCAUGUAGAGCUUCUGUUAUACAACGAGUUCAGAUUUUUUAAAAUAAAGUAUAUUCCAGAAGGGCUUGCACAAAACUCAAAUCUAUAAAAGUAAACGUUAUACCUAAGUUAAGUAAAAUAAGCAAUUCAAGCCUAAGAGCUUCAAUUGAAAUAGUUAAUGAAAGAAAGCAAAAAAGUCAAGAGAGUGUUCAGAAUAUCAAAAAGCAAAAACAAGCAGAAUUUAUACCAUCUUGGGUUGUAACGGCACCUGUAUUUGUACUGAACCAUCACCGCAUGGGCAUCACGGUUUGCUCCGUGCAGUCAUACAGAGAAUAUGCGGCAACUGUGGAAGGAUUGAGUAAUGCAGUGUUGAACCAAAUUUACAAGAAUGAGUUCCACAUGGAAGCUUUAAAUGGAACACUUUUAGCAAGUUGAGCCACAAGCUGAUGGAAGUCUCACGAAAUGAGUCACACUCUGAGAAUGGUAAAUGCCACAGAUGACUUGGAAGACCUGCCUGCUUCUUUUAAAUUAGCUGUGUUGGGAACAUUUUGGGUUCCCAGUGAAUUACGAUCGUAAUGGAGAGCGAGUGGACAUUGUGGUAACGUGGCUUGGCAUUUGUAGGGUAUGUGUGCAGAAACAUAUCAAACAUGCUAAUGCAUUAUCAACGAGUGGACACUAGGUGGCACUGUUGCCCAUUUUUUUUCCCCAACAGAUGGACACAGGUUAAAAUACCAAGAAGUUAUUUAAUUUCUUCUUUAGUGCCCUGCAAGCACCACAGCCACCAAUAAACAGGCAAGAAAACAUCAAUCACAGUACUACUAAACAUAAAUCUCUCAUCCACACCUCCCAGCAAGCUCUGUCCUACUCUUCCCGACUCUGGCUCGCCUGCUCUUGACCCGGAAGUGCUUCUUC